This is a messenger RNA of Closterium sp. Naga37s-1, 3180 nucleotides long. Lineage: Eukaryota; Viridiplantae; Streptophyta; Zygnematophyceae; Desmidiales; Closteriaceae. The record is from the annotation of a GenBank genome assembly.
AUGUCGUCUAAUCUGGGAUCCAUACCCGAAAGCACGUUUCCAGCGUGGUCGCAUUCGGUGCAGGAGUGUUUAGAUCGGUACCAGGUGGAUGCAGAGAAGGGCCUAGAUCCCCAGGAUGUCGCGUGGCGACGAAGCCGAUUCGGGUUCAACGAGUUGGAAAAGGAACCCGGCACGCCGUUCUGGAAGCUGGUGGUAGAUCAGUUUAACGACACGCUCGUCAAGAUCCUUCUCGCCGCUGCUGCCGUCUCGUUCGUUCUCGCUUACGUGGACGAGCAGGAGGAUGGCGGGAUAACGGCAUAUGUGGAGCCGCUGGUCAUUCUGCUCAUCCUCGUGCUCAACGCCUGCGUGGGCGUGUGGCAGGAGAGCAACGCCGAGCGCGCGCUAGAGGCGCUUAAAGACAUGCAGUCCGAGACAGCCAAGGUGGUGAGGGCGGGGGAGCACAUGGACGACCUGCCAGCACGCGAGCUGGUGCCGGGCGAUAUAGUGGAGCUGCGGGUGGGGGACAAGGUGCCUGCAGACAUGCGCGUUAUACGCCUCCUCACUUCAACGCUGAGACUGGAGCAGGCGUCGCUGACAGGCGAGAGCAUGGCUGUGCAGAAGUCGGCGAAUGAGGUUCAGCAGGCGGAUUGCGAGCUGCAGGCCAAGGAGAGCAUGGUGUUCGCGGGCACCACAGUGGUCAACGGCUCCAGCCGCAACCUGGUCAUAGCCACGGGCAUGAACACAGAGAUCGGCAAGAUUCAGCAGCAGAUCGCAGCAGCAGCUGCGGAAGAGGACGACACACCCCUGAAGAAAAAGCUAGAUGAGUUCGGAGAGCGGCUGACCACAGUCAUCGGGGUGAUCUGCCUGCUCGUCUGGCUCAUCAACUACAAGUUUUUCCUCUCCUGGAAGGAGGAUCCGACCGCCUGGUGGACCGGGGGGCUGAGAUUCACCUUCUCUUUCCAGAAAUGCACUUACUAUUUUAAGAUUGCGGUGGCGCUGGCAGUGGCGGCGAUUCCGGAGGGGUUACCUGCUGUGAUUACGACGUGCCUGGCUCUGGGUACGAGGAAGAUGGCCCAGAAGAAUGCGAUCGUGAGGAAGCUUCCUUCUGUGGAGACGCUGGGUUGCACCACUGUGAUCUGCUCCGAUAAGACUGGCACUCUGACCACCAACCAGAUGGCAGUGUCAACCCUGGUCCUCCCAGGCACUCUCCCCUCCACCUUCCUCUCCUUCGCCGUCGACGGAACCUCCUACAACCCAGCCGACGGGGAAAUAAUCAACUGGGGGCGCUCAGUCACCUUUCCCAACAUGCAGUCUCUCACUCAAGCCGCUGUCCUGUGCAACGACGCGAGCAUAGCGCUCAAGGGAGGCGUGCACAGGGCGUCGGGGUUGCCCACAGAGGCGGCGCUGCGAGUGCUGGUGGAGAAGAUUGGUGUGCCGGAUGACACGAUGCAGCUGAGCAUUCGGAAUAAGCGGAAGGGCGCCCCUGCCUCGCACCUGCUAGACGCCAACGAGUGGUGGGGCAAGCAGUGGGAGAGGAAGGCGGUGUUGGAGUUUGAUCGGAGCCGCAAGUCCAUGAGCGUGAUUGUGAGGAGCAGCCAAGGGAAGACUCGCCUACUUGUGAAGGGAGCAGUGGAGUCAGUGUUGGAGCGCUGCACGUCCAUCCAACUCGCAGACGGCUCCAUAGUGCCGCUCACUUCCGAGGGCCGCAGAGCCACAGAGGCCGUCCUGACCGACAUGGCGUCCAAGGCGCUGAGGUGCCUGGCGUUCGCGUUCAAGGAGGGGCAGGCGAUGGGGGCGCUGCAGGGGUACAGCGGAGAGCAGCACGAGGGGCACAAGCUGCUGCUGGAUCCGGGGAAUUACGAACGGAUUGAGCAGGGACUGGUGUUCUGCGGGAUGGUGGGACUACGGGACCCCCCAAGGGAGGAGGUGCCAGCAGCAGUGGAGGAUUGUCGGGCGGCGGGCAUAAGGGUGAUGGUGAUAACGGGCGACAACAAGAACACAGCGGAGGCUAUCUGCCGUGAGAUCGGCGUGCUGGGCCCAUCGGACGAUCUCAGCCGUUGCAGCUUCACGGGCAAGGACUUCAUGGACCUGCCUGUUGCUACCAGGAUGGAGAUUCUCAAGGUGCCGGGAGGGAAGGUGUUCUCACGUGCGGAACCAAGGCACAAGCAGGAGAUAGUGCGCAUGCUCAAGGAGCAGGGCGAGGUGGUGGCCAUGACGGGGGAUGGCGUGAACGACGCCCCUGCUCUGAAGCUGGCUGAUAUUGGCAUCGCCAUGGGCAUUGCCGGCACUGAGGUAGCGAAGGAGGCAGCGGACAUGGUGUUGGCGGACGACAACUUCAGCACCAUCGUGGCUGCCGUGGCGGAGGGGCGAUCCAUCUACAACAACAUGAAGGCCUUCAUUCGGUACAUGAUAUCGAGCAACAUGGGCGAGGUGGCAUCUAUCUUCCUCACCGCCGCCCUCGGCCUGCCCGAGAACCUCAUUCCCGUGCAGCUGCUGUGGGUCAACCUCGUCACGGACGGACCGCCUGCCACAGCGCUGGGCUUCAACCCCCCCGAUGAGAAUGUGAUGAGGCAGCAGCCCCGGAGGAGCGAUGAUGCUCUGGUCACUGCCUGGGUGCUGCUGCGAUACGUGAUCAUAGGCAUGUAUGUGGGAAUCGCAACAGUGGGGGUGUUCGCCAUCUGGUACACGCACUCCUCCUUCCUCGGCAUCGACCUCUCCCAGGACGGCCACUCGCUCGUCUCCUUACACCAGCUGCGCCACUGGGACCAGUGCCGCUCCUGGCAAGACUUCUCCGCCUCGCCCUUCACCGCAGGCGCGCAGACCUUCUCUUUUAACCACGACCCGUGUGACUAUUUCGAGUCGGGGAAGGUGAAGGCGACGACGCUCUCGCUCUCGGUGCUGGUGGCGAUUGAAAUGUUUAACUCACUCAAUGCGCUCUCAGAGGAUGUGAGUCUGACGAGGAUGCCUCCGUGGGUGAAUCCCUGGCUGCUCGUGGCGAUGACCCUCUCCUUCUCGCUGCACUUUCUCAUCCUCUAUGUGCCGUUCCUCGCUAACGUGUUUGGGAUCGUGCCGCUGAGCUUCAACGAGUGGCUGCUCGUGCUCGUGACGUCGCUCCCGGUCAUCUUGAUAGACGAGGUGCUCAAGAAGAUUGGAAGGGAGAUGCACAAGGCACCGGCGCAAAGGAAAGUCAAGGCGGAAUAG